CUUUCCGCUUCCGCCCGGAGCCGGGGAGAUGGCGUCGAGCUGCGCGCGGUUCCUCGGCAGCUGGAGCCGAGUCCGAGCCGCCGUGUCUUUGUUGUCGUCUGCGGCAAGACAUCAGCAUUCUCAAAGCGGUGUACUUCCACCAAGAAAAGAAGCAGUAACAUCAUUGUCAAAGCCACCAUGGCCUGAAGUCAAAUUGCCAGAUCCUGCAGAAGAGGCCAAACAUCACAUAGAAGUUGUACAAAAUGUAAAGACUCUGAUUUCCACGGGAGCAUAUGGCAGAUUGUUUGCAGUUGUCCACUUUGCUAGUCGGCAAUGGAAAGUAACCAAUGAGGACUUGAUCUUGAUAGAAAAUCACAUUGAAGCAGACUGCGGGGAUAGGAUCAGAUUAGAGAAGGUUCUGUUGGUUGGUGGGAAUGACUUCACGUUAAUCGGUCGACCACUUCUUGGGCGAGAUCUUGUACGAGUGGAAGCAACUGUCGUUGAGAAGACAGAAUCUUGGCCGAAAAUAAACUUCAGAUUCAAACGGAGGAAGCGUUACCGCAGAACAAAGAUUAUUGUGCAACCUCAGACUGUUCUCAGGAUCAACACAAUUGAGAUUGCUCCAGCUCUGGCCUGAGAGGAUAAAUAGUCUUCACCUCUGUCUCAGUGAAAUGAAAGAAUGGCAUUCUGUAAGCACUGUCACGGGGUCCUGAUAGACCCGUGAUCAUAUGGUAUUAUCUAACAUUGAGUUUGUUUCCAUGCGUGACUGUUGAAAUCUUGCAGUAGGAAUUGUGUUCUAGAUCCAUUGUAUGUAAUGUGGAAAGGAUAUAAUGUAUGUGAAAAUAAACUUUUUAUAAAAA
Hemiscyllium ocellatum (epaulette shark) is the source of this 839-nucleotide messenger RNA. RefSeq names its product mitochondrial ribosomal protein L21 (gene mrpl21). The coding region runs from base 29 to 616 and encodes 195 amino acids. Gene Ontology annotation, molecular function: structural constituent of ribosome; RNA binding. Lineage: Eukaryota; Metazoa; Chordata; Chondrichthyes; Orectolobiformes; Hemiscylliidae. The record is from RefSeq and is a predicted model, not a curated record. Gene Ontology annotation, biological process: translation. The transcript has 7 exons. Gene Ontology annotation, cellular component: mitochondrial large ribosomal subunit; ribosome.